GACAGGACCUUGCUGAUGGUGGACCCUCCUUCCCAGCGUCUCCUCCUCUCUCUCCUCUCCUCUCCUCCGCUCUAUCCUUUCCCUCUUCAAUCGCAAAGCUUCGCUCAACGACUCGACACCGCGAUCAGGGAUGCAGCGAGGGCGCAGCGCAGCCUAGAAAUGGCACCACCACGCGCACCGUGGAUCUAUCCAUCCCUUUCCCUGCUGUCUUCCCUUCUCCUCUUUUUCCAAGCGUCUCCGCCGUGCACAGCCUUACGGAAUUACCCGGAGAAUGAAGUUACGUUGCUAGACUCCAUGUCAGCACUGGCCGACCUCGGCUGGGAGGCUUACCCUAUUGAAGGGUGGGAGGAGAUAAGUGUGAUGGAUGAGAGGAACACUCCGAUGAGGACCUACCAGGUGUGCCACGUAAUGGAGGCCAAUCAAAACAACUGGCUGCGGACGCGGCACAUCAGCCGGGAGGGAGCGCAGCGAGUCUACAUUGAGAUCAAGUUCACCCUAAGAGACUGUAACAGCCUGCCUGGGGUCUCUGGUACCUGCAAAGAGACUUUUAACAUGUACUACUACGAGUCCAACAAUGCCAACCUGUGGUUCAUCAAGGAAAGCCAGUAUGUUAAGAUUGAUACUAUUGCUGCAGAUGAAAGUUUUACACAGGUGGACGUUGGUGACCGAGUUCUGAAGCUGAACACAGAAGUGAGAGACAUCAGUAACCUGAGUAAAAAGGGUUUCUACCUUGCCUUCCAAGACCUUGGAGCAUGUAUCGCCCUGGUCUCAGUCAGAGUCUUCUACAAGAAGUGUCCUCUGACAGUGCUCAACUUGGCCCAGUUCCCUGACACAAUAACAGGAGGAGACACAGCUCUGGUGGAGGUCCAUGGGGUUUGUGUGAAUGCCUCGGAGGAGUUUGAGCCGCCCAAGAUGUACUGCAGUGCGGACGGAGGCUGGCUAGUCCCCAUUGGGAGAUGUGUUUGCAAACCAGGGUUUGAGGAGAACAAGGACAUCUGCCAACCGUGCAGACCUGGAACAUACAAAGCUUCAGCCACAGAUGCCUACUGCACCAAAUGUCCUCCGCACAGCUCGUCCCCACAGGAACAGGCCAUCGAGUGCAUUUGUGAAAAAGGCUUCUACCGCGCAGAGACCGACCCACGCUCAAUGGCUUGUACACGUCCUCCAUCUGCUCCAGAAAACCCCAUAUCCACCGUGAAUGAGACCUGUGUCUCGUUGGAAUGGUCGCCGCCCCACGACACAGGGGGCAGAGGAGACAUUACCUACAGCCUCCACUGCAGGAAGUGCUCCGGUGAUGGUAAAAAGUGCGCACCAUGUGGGAGCAGCGUCCAUUUUGUCCCAAGACAGUUUGGACUCUUGACAGCCAGUGUUAUGAUCACCGACCUGCAACCAGAUUCUAACUACAGUUUUACUGUUGAGAGCCAGAACGGCGUGUCAGACCUGAGUCCAACCCCCAGGGGUACGGUGGUGAUAAAUGUUACGACAUCGCAGACAGUGAGUGUAGUGUUAAAAGAAAGGCGAAGUAAGGACAGCGUAACUUUGGCCUGGCAGGGUCCGGAGAGACCUAAUGGAGCGAUUGUGGAGUAUGAGGUCAUCUACUAUGAGAAGAACCAGCGGGAACAGAACUACACAGUUCUGAAGACUCGAUCAAACAUGAUGACAGUGGACGGGCUGAAACCUGGGACCACCUACGUCUUCAGAGUCAGGGCUCGAACUGAUGGGGGAUACGGAACUUAUGGGGGCGAGAUUGAACUGGAAACCAGUCAUGAAGACGUCCUGGCCAUCGGGGACCCAAACCAGUCUACUAUUUUGGUUGUGUCCAUUGCAGGAGGGAUCGUUCUCCUCAUCUUCUUGGUGACCUGCUUCGUCGUUAGCGGACGGCAUUGUGGAUACAUAAAGGCCAAGCAAGACCCUGAUGAAGAGAAGAUGCAGUUCCAGCAUGGUCGAGUGAAGCUUCCAGGCAGCAGAACGUACAUCCAUCCUCACACCUAUGAAGACCCAAACCAGGCUGUCCGAGACUUUGCCAAAGAGAUAGAUGCUUCCAACAUUCGCAUAGAGAGAGUCAUCGGAGCUGGAGAGUUUGGGGAGGUGUGCAGCGGUCGUCUGCGUGUUCAGGGGAAGAGGGAGAUCUAUGUGGCCAUCAAGAGUCUGAAGGCAGGAUACUCUGACAAGCAGAGGAGAGACUUCCUCUCUGAGGCGUCCAUCAUGGGACAGUUCGACCAUCCAAACAUCAUCAGGCUGGAGGGUGUGGUAACAAAAUGUAAGCCUGUGAUGAUCAUAACCGAGUUUAUGGAAAAUGGGUCUCUGGACACUUUCCUGAAGAAACAUGACGGCCAGUUCACAGUGAUCCAGCUGGUCGGCAUGCUGCGUGGCAUCGCCUCAGGUAUGAAGUACCUCUCAGACAUGAGCUACGUUCACAGAGACUUGGCAGCUCGAAACAUACUGGUCAACAGCAACUUGGUGUGUAAAGUGUCUGACUUUGGCCUGAGCCGAGUUCUGGAGGACGACCCAGAGGCUGCCUACACUACAAGGGGAGGAAAGAUCCCCAUUAGAUGGACAGCCCCAGAGGCCAUCGCCUACAGGAAGUUUACUUCAGCCAGCGAUGUUUGGAGUUACGGUAUUGUCAUGUGGGAGGUUAUAUCAUACGGGGAGAGACCGUACUGGGAGAUGUCCAACCAAGACGUGAUAAAAGCAAUAGACGAGGGUUACCGUCUUCCUGCUCCUAUGGACUGCCCAGUGGUGCUGCACCAGCUCAUGUUGGAUUGCUGGGAGAAGGGGCGCAGUGACCGGCCAAAGUUUGGACAGAUUGUCACAAUCCUGGACAAGCUCAUCAGAAACCCAGCCAGUCUCAGAGAGCUGGCCAACAGCUCAGCAUGCAGGGAGGACCCACCCACACCAGAGUUCAGCGUGAGCACUGUGGAUGAUUUGUUGGACACCAUCAAAAUGGGCCAGUACAAGGAGAACUUUUCCAGUGCUGGAUAUAUCAGCUUGGACUCCAUCCUAUACAUCAGUGUGAGUGAGCUGACUAAGAUGGGAGUGACGCUUGCUGGCCACCAGAAGAAGAUUCUAUCCAGUGUGCAAAGCCUGCAAGCCCAGGGGACACACGUCCAAGUAUAACAGUGUCCACAUAAACACAAAGAGAGACAGAGUGGAACUGGACGCUCUUGUAAGGAGUCUCCCCCCGCUGAAAUGGAGCUGUAAUGGAUACUAUGUGCUUGGGUCUCUAUUGAUUUUUUUGAGACACACUAAGAUGGAGACAACAUUGACGCUUGACUCAUUCACCCUCCCCUAAUUCCCAACCUGGACGGGCACUUCGACACUCGGACUCUGUCCGAUGCCGCUCACCAAGAUGGGGCAGCAGACAGACAUCAAAGCUGCACACAAAGAUCAUUUCAUGUCAUGUCAACAUAAACGAAAAAGAAGCAAAAAAAAUAAUAACAUACUGACUAAAAA
Molecule: messenger RNA, 3453 nt
Organism: Cyprinodon tularosa
Lineage: Eukaryota; Metazoa; Chordata; Actinopteri; Cyprinodontiformes; Cyprinodontidae
Gene: epha4b
Product: eph receptor A4b
Exons: 19
Coding region: 16-3117 (1033 amino acids)
Biological process (GO): cell surface receptor protein tyrosine kinase signaling pathway; protein phosphorylation; axon guidance
Cellular component (GO): neuron projection; plasma membrane
Molecular function (GO): protein binding; transmembrane-ephrin receptor activity; ATP binding
Source: RefSeq, a predicted model, not a curated record